Molecule: messenger RNA, 4927 nt
Organism: Cucurbita pepo subsp. pepo (vegetable marrow)
Lineage: Eukaryota; Viridiplantae; Streptophyta; Magnoliopsida; Cucurbitales; Cucurbitaceae
Source: RefSeq, a predicted model, not a curated record
GUUUUGCCUUUGUAGCCUUAGCCUUAGAUUAAGGAUCAUGCAGAGACCCCAACCCCAAGUCACUUAUAGUUAGACCUCCACUUUAUAGGUUCUAUCAUCACUCAAACCUAGUCCAACUACUUAAUAUAACUUUAUGAGUUAUAAGUACAAAGGACUUCUACAUAAAUUAUCGGUAAGGCUUCUUCUCUCGUCAUUAUUUAACUUGUUUUUCACUUGCCUUCAAGUACUCAUUACCCACAUUCUUGACUCACUCCACAGCCAGCAGCAUUUUAUAUUUACAUAUAUAUAUCCACCAUCACAAAACAACAUUUAUAUAAAAUCAAGAAGAAAAGGCCACUUCACUACACUUUUCUCUUCCUAAUUUAAUAUUUCAUUUGAAAACAGCAUAUCCCAUGAACAUUCUUUUGAUUCAAUUUAGCUAAUCUGCAGCUGUAUAUAAUAUAAAAAGGGAACUCUAGUUCUGCAUGUAAAUUAGAGGCUGCAACAAAUAAAAGAAGAUGACUCAUGAAGAGAAAAGGCAAGAAGAUACCUCCAUUGAUGAUGCUUUGCCAUUCCACAAGCUUCUUGGCUAUGCUGAUGCUUUGGAUUGGGUCUUAAUGGCUUUGGGGACAUUGGGUUCUGUUGUCCAUGGCAUGGCUCAGCCAAUUGGGUAUCUGUUGCUUGGCAAAGCACUUGAUGCAUUUGGAAAUAAUAUCGAUGACCUUGAUGCAAUGGUUGAUGCCCUCUAUGAGGUAUACUUACCAAUUGUGUUCAUAUUGUUAUUUUGUAUAGAAAAGUACUAUGUGAGGAUUUAUUUUGUUUUCAUGUUUUGGCAGGUGAUUCCAUUUGUAUGGUACAUGGCCAUCGCCACUUUCCCUGCAGGAAUACUAGGUAAAAUCCCUUUCUUCCUUGAACAAUAUUUGAAUCAAUUACUUCACAUAUGGAAAGUAUACUUACAUUUUAUUCUCUCUAUAGAAAUUGGGUGUUGGAUGUAUGCAAGUGAGAGACAGACGGCUCGCCUAAGAUUGGCAUUCUUGCAAUCAGUGCUUAGUCAGGAAAUUGGUGCUUUUGACACAGAUCUCACGACUGCCGAAAUAAUCACUGGAAUCAGUAGUCAUAUGAACAUUAUACAAGACGCCAUUGGAGAAAAGGUAUUGGGGCAUUUUCUAUCAAGUGUGGCGACUUUCAUGAGUGGGUUUGUGAUUGCUAUCAUAAGCUGUUGGGAAGUGUCAUUGCUCACACUCUUGGUUGCUCCAUUGGUUCUUGCAAUUGGGGCUACUUAUACCAAGAGAAUGACUGUCAUUUCCUCUUUCAAAAUGGGUUACCAAUCACAAGCUACUUCCUUGGUCCAACAGUCAAUAUCUCAAAUCAGAGCAGUGUACGCAUUUGUGGGGGAGAGAGGUUGCAUGAAGGCGUUUGCAGAGCAAUGCGAGAAACUGGUUGUGAUGAGCAAGCAAGAAGCAUUGGUGAAGGGAGUAGGCAUAGGAAUGUUUCAAACUGUCACUUUUUGCUGUUGGAGUCUCAUUGUAUGGAUUGGAGCCGUUGUCAUUACUGCGGGAAGGGCCAGUGGAGGGGACAUCAUAGGUGCUUUGGGGCAUUUUCUAUCAAGUGUGGCGACUUUCAUGAGUGGGUUUGUGAUUGCUAUCAUAAGCUGUUGGGAAGUGUCAUUGCUCACACUCUUGGUUGCUCCAUUGGUUCUUGCAAUUGGGGCUACUUAUACCAAGAGAAUGACUGUCAUUUCCUCUUUCAAAAUGGGUUACCAAUCACAAGCUACUUCCUUGGUCCAACAGUCAAUAUCUCAAAUCAGAGCAGUGUACGCAUUUGUGGGGGAGAGAGGUUGCAUGAAGGCGUUUGCAGAGCAAUGCGAGAAACUGGUUGUGAUGAGCAAGCAAGAAGCAUUGGUGAAGGGAGUAGGCAUAGGAAUGUUUCAAACUGUCACUUUUUGCUGUUGGAGUCUCAUUGUAUGGAUUGGAGCCGUUGUCAUUACUGCGGGAAGGGCCAGUGGAGGGGACAUCAUAGGUGCUGUUCUAAGCAUUCUCUUUGGAGCAAUAACCAAAUAUGUGAAAUAUAAUGUUCAACUACAUCAAAUGAAAUACCUCUCUUUUUUGCUGUGUUGCAGCUCACUGACUUACGCUGCACCAGACAUGCAAAUAUUCAACCAGGCAAAGGCAGCAGGGAAGGAAGUUUUCCAAGUCAUUCAAAGGAAGCCCCCUGCAAUUGACGGUUCAGAAGACAAGACAUUGGAGCAUAUUGAAGGAAAUAUCGACAUACGAGAAGUUCACUUUGCUUACCCGUCUCGACCUCAGAAACUAGUCCUUCAAGCCUUCUCUUUGUCCAUUCCAGCAGGGCAGACCAUAGCCUUAGUCGGUCGCAGCGGGUGUGGAAAGAGUACAGUAAUCUCCCUCGUCACUAGAUUCUAUGACCCUCUCCAGGGAGACAUUUUCAUAGAUCAUCAGAACAUCAAGGAUCUGAAUCUGAAAUUCCUCAGGAAUAACAUAGGAAUAGUUUCCCAGGAACCUGUACUUUUUGCUGGAACCAUAAAGGAUAAUAUCAAAAUGGGAAAACUAGAUGCAAAUGAUCAACAGAUAGAAAAUGCAGCAAGAAUGGCGAAUGCACACUCUUUUAUAUCAAACCUUCCAAAGCAAUACUCAACAGAGGUUGGACAAGGGGGAACUCAACUGUCAGGAGGUCAAAAGCAAAGAAUAGCUAUUGCAAGAGCCAUUCUCAAGAACCCACGAAUUCUCUUACUGGACGAGGCCACGAGUGCAUUAGAUUCAGAAUCUGAGAGGUUGGUUCAGGAUGCCCUCGAAAAGGCUAUAGUUGAGAGGACAGUCAUUUUGGUUGCCCACAGAAUGUCGACUAUUAUUGGUGCAGAUAUGAUUGCAAUCAUAGAAAAUGGAAGAGUCUCAGAGACAGGAACACACCAAAGUUUGCUAGAAACAAGUAAAUUCUAUAGUAACCUAUUCAGCAUGCAUAAUAUCAAACCAAUUCAAGACUCAAGGUUUGUUCUUCGUACUAAAUACAAUUCAAAUUCAUUGUCAGAACCAGGGAGUACCCAUCAACAAGCUUCAUCUUGUGACCUUGAUCAAGAUGAAAAACCGGAGCCAAAAAAUUUCGAAAGAGAUUCUUUGAGCCAAGAAGGGAAAGAGAGACCAAAAGAAAUAUUCUUUAGAAUCUGGUUUGGCCUGAGUAAUAUAGAGAUUAUGAAGACUAUUUUUGGAUCUUUUGCAGCAGCUUUGUCUGGCAUCUCAAAGCCUAUCUUUGGAUUCUUUAUCAUAACAAUAGGGGUAGCCUACUAUCACAAAAAUGCGAAGCACAAAGUUGGAUUAUACUCCCUCAUCUUCUCUCUGGUGGGAUUACUAUCACUUUUUACGCACACCUUGCAACACUAUUUCUUCGGAGUAGUGGGAGAGAAGGCAAUGAAAAACUUCAGAGAAGCUCUCUAUUCAGUUAUUUCAGCUGUACUACGCAAUGAAGUAGCAUGGUUUGACAGACCUGAAAACAACGUUGGUUCACUUACAUCACAAAUAAUGAACACUACCUCCAUGAUAAAGACCAUAAUAGCUGAUCGAAUGUCUGUUAUUGUGCAAUGCAUCUCCUCCAUUUUAAUUGCCACCACUGUCAGCUUGAUCGUCAACUGGAGAAUGGCUCUCGUUGCUUGGGCUGUCAUGCCUUUCCAUUUUAUUGGUGGCCUGAUACAAGCCAAGUCUGCCAAGGGAUUUGCAGGAGAUUCUGCUGCUGCUCAUUAUGAACUAGUUUCGCUAGCAUCCGAGUCAGCAACCAACAUAAGAACUAUUGUAUCUUUCUGCCAUGAAGAACAAAUCAUGAAAAGAGCAAGAAUGACAUUAGAAGAACCAAAGAGAAAAAGCAAGAGAGAAAGCAUCAAAUAUGGAGUCAUUCAUGGCAUCUCCCUUUGCUUAUGGAACAUUGCCCAUGCCAUUGCUUUGUGGUACACGGCAAUUUUGGUUCACAAAAGACAAGCAUCCUUUGAAGAUGGCAUAAGAUCAUACCAGAUUUUCUCCCUCACAGUGCCCUCAAUCACUGAAUUGUGGACAUUAAUUCCAACUGUCAUCUCAGCCAUUGACAUACUAACUCCGGCAUUCCACACGCUUGAUCGAAAAACUCUUAUUGAACCAGAAAUACCAAAAAGUCCAGAAACAGAGAAAAUUGAAGGGAGAAUUGAUUUUCAAGGUGUAAAAUUUAACUAUCCAUCAAGGCCAGAAAUUGUUGUUCUUACAAACUUCAGCUUACAAAUCAAAGCAGGAUCAAAGGUGGCUCUUAUUGGACCAAGUGGUGCUGGAAAGUCCUCCGUUUUGGCACUUCUGCUCAGAUUCUAUGACCCUGAAGAAGGCAAGAUCCUCAUUGAUGGGAAGGAUAUAAAAGAAUACAAUCUGAGAAUAUUGAGGACACAUAUAGGGUUUGUGCAACAAGAGCCUGUUCUAUUUAGCUCCUCAAUCAGAUAUAAUAUUUGCUACGGGAGUGAGCAGGUCGCGGAAACUGAACUUUUAAAGGUGUCAAGAGAAGCUAGAGUACAUGAAUUUGUCAGUACUUUACCUGAUGGUUAUGAUACACUUGUUGGAGAAAAAGGUUGCCAACUAUCAGGAGGACAAAAGCAGAGAAUAGCUAUUGCUAGAACCCUUUUGAAGAAGCCAGCAAUUUUGCUCCUAGAUGAACCAACGAGUGCAUUAGAUGCUGAAUCUGAAAGAACUCUAGUUAGUGCUUUAGGGUCAAUAAACGGGAACAAUGGACUCAGAACUACUCAGAUUACAGUUGCCCAUCAGCUCUCCACAGUGACAAACUCAGACGUUAUUGUAGUCAUGGAUAGAGGUGAGAUUGCGGAGAUAGGUUCACAUACCUCCCUGUUGACAGCUCCUGAUGGAGUGUAUUCAAAACUCUUCAGAAUACAGAGUCUCGCUGAUGAUUAAUAUCUUAAAUCCAUACAGGUAGG